UACCAGAAGUUAAGCCAGAGGAUGCUGGACAUUUCCGGGGACCGAGGCGUGCUGAAGGAUGUCAUCCGGGAGGGCGUCGGGGAGCUGGUGACCCCCGAUGCCUCAGUGCUCGUCAAAUAUUCCGGAUACCUGGAGCACAUGGACAAGCCUUUCGACUCGAACUGCUCCAGGAAAACGCCCCGACUCAUGAAGCUGGGAGAGGACAUCACGCUGUGGGGCAUGGAGCUGGGCCUGCUGACCAUGCGCCGCGGGGAGCUGGCCCGGUUCCUGUUCACGCCCACCUACGCCUACGGGGCACUGGGCUGCCCCCCGCUCAUCCCCCCCAACACCACCGUCCUCUUCGAGAUCGAGCUGCUCGAUUUCCUGGACUCGGCGGAGUCGGACAAGUUCUGUGCCCUGACCGCCGAGCAGCAAGGCCAGUUCCCGCUGCAGAAGGUCCUGAAGGUGGCAGGCACGGAGCGGGAGUUCGGCAACUAUCUCUUCCGCCAGAACCGCUUCUACGAUGCCAAAACGCGAUACAAACGGGCCCUCCUGCUGCUGCACAGGCGCGUGGCGCCCCCCGGCGAGCAGCACCUGGUGGAGGCGGCCAAGCUGCUGGUCCUGCUGAAUCUGUCCUUCACGUACCUGAAGCUGGAGCGGCCGCCCACGGCCCUGCGCUACGGGGAGCAGGCGCUGGUCAUCGACCACAGGAACGCCAAGGCCCUGUUCCGCUGCGGGCAGGCCUGCCUCCUCAUGACCGAGUACCAGAAGGCCCGGGACUUCCUGGUGCGCGCACAGAAGGAGCAGCCCUUCAACCACGACAUCAACAACGAGCUGCGGAAACUGGCCAGCUGCUACCAGGACUACGUGGACGAGGAGAAGGCCAUGUGCCACCGCAUGUUUGCCCCGGCCGGCCACCGCCCUCGCGUGGGAGAAAACUGA
Messenger RNA from Sorex araneus (European shrew), 921 nucleotides. RefSeq names its product FKBP prolyl isomerase family member 6 (inactive) (gene FKBP6). The transcript is spliced from 7 exons. The record is from RefSeq and is a predicted model, not a curated record. Bases 22 to 921 code for a protein of 299 amino acids. Gene Ontology annotation, molecular function: protein binding; peptidyl-prolyl cis-trans isomerase activity. NCBI's taxonomy places the organism in Eukaryota, Metazoa, Chordata, Mammalia, Eulipotyphla, Soricidae.